UCAAUAACACAUUUUGAUAGUCGGUAUUGAAUACUGAUAACAAUGUGGACUACUGAUUAGAGAUUACUAACAAAUAUACUAAAUAGUCAUAAUAUUGAAUUUUAAAUUUUAAUAGUUAACAACGUAGAACAGUUAAAAUUUAAAGAUUUCAAAUGUUUAUAUAGUUUUAAAUCAAUAAACGACUUCACAACUUAAUAUGGAGUCUACUUUUGAUAUUAACGGAUCAAACCGGAAUAAUAAUAUUUGUAUUAGUAAGUUUGUUCAUGAGCAUCCGAUAUUAAAGUCAUUUAUUGCCGGUUCUACAUCUGGAUUAUUCUCUACAGUUUUAUUUCAACCUUUUGACGUUGUCAAAACAGUCUUACAAAACCCUAGAAAUGACAAUAAAUUAGGAAUAAUCAAUGCCACAAAGUCAGUCUGGCAGCAAGAAUCUUAUUAUGGAUUUUGGAGAGGACUGUCUCCGUCUCUUGUACGCAAUAUUCCAGGAAUUGCCAUUCAUAUAUCACUUACACAGUUAAUAUAUUCGUAUCUAACAAAAAACAAUGAGACUUCUAUGGUGAAGUCCGGGAUAGCUGGAUUUAGUGCACGAUGUAUUACUGUUUCUGUAUUAAUGCCUUUCACUGUUUUAAAAACUAGAGUAGAAAGUGGACAGUAUAGUUAUACGACUUUAAUCCGUGGCCUAUCUGAAAUUUAUAGGUUGGAAGGUUGGAAAGUUUUGUGUCGUGGAUGGACACCAACAAUUUUGCGAGAUGCUCCAUUUUCUGCAUUAUAUUUUAUGAUUUUUAUCAAAUUAAAAAAUAUAACAUUACAAGGAGAAUUAGACAACAAACAACCAUUUUAUAUUUUUGGAUGUGGUCUUUUUGCCGGAGGAUUAGCAUCCUGUAUAACUCAACCAUUUGAUUGUAUAAAAACUAGUCAGCAAGUAUCAAAAGAAAAACUUCUUUUAAUCGAUGCUAUUAUUUUAAUUAAACAAAAAUAUGGAAUAGCUGGCUAUUUUAAAGGACUGUCUCUUCGAGUUUUAAGACGAUCUUUAAUGGCUGCAUUGACAUGGACUGUGUAUGAAAAAUUAACUUAGAUGAUUAGUAACUUAGAUUAUAAUAUUUUUAAUUAUUUAUGUAAUAAUGUGUCUUAUGUGUACAUAUAAUAUUGUUUAAAAAAUGUUAGAAUUCUUUAAAAAUAUCUAUACAAUAUUAUCAUAUCUUAGUUUUAUAUUAGAAAGAAAUCAAAUAAAGAAGAGAAACUUCAAUAUUAUUUUUUAUGUAUAACUGUAAUCUUAAAAUUAAUUGGACUGAAAUAUUUUAGCAACAUAUUUAGAAUAGUAUAUUUUUAUUUUAAGUUCUCUAGUUACCCUCAGUAGAUUUUUUAAUUUUAUGCAUAAUUUGAUAGGUUAUUUUAUUUAGUGCAUUUUUAAUUUGUUUAUUUUUCUGUGGACUGUAGUUUAUUAUUUUUAUUAUUUAGAUUAUAUAAUAUGAGGUAUUAGUUAUGUAAAUCAUUUGUUAACAUUUAAAUGUUAAAUUAUAGUGUAAUUUAUUUCAACCAUUAAUAA
Molecule: messenger RNA, 1543 nt
Organism: Metopolophium dirhodum (rose-grain aphid)
Lineage: Eukaryota; Metazoa; Arthropoda; Insecta; Hemiptera; Aphididae
Product: mitochondrial glycine transporter-like
Exons: 7
Coding region: 197-1072 (291 amino acids)
Biological process (GO): glycine import into mitochondrion
Cellular component (GO): mitochondrion
Molecular function (GO): glycine transmembrane transporter activity
Source: RefSeq, a predicted model, not a curated record